Molecule: messenger RNA, 1695 nt
Organism: Talaromyces atroroseus
Lineage: Eukaryota; Fungi; Ascomycota; Eurotiomycetes; Eurotiales; Trichocomaceae
Exons: 5
Coding region: 1-1695 (564 amino acids)
Biological process (GO): mitotic sister chromatid segregation; cell division
Cellular component (GO): MIS12/MIND type complex
Source: RefSeq, a predicted model, not a curated record
AUGACCGUCACGGUCUUGACAACAACGGCUACAAGGACCGCGCGUCGUGAACCUCUCAAAGUGAUUGAUAUGGCGGCGUCGCAGGGGCGACCUGCGUCGUCGGUACGUGGAAAUGGUGAGAAGGGGCGAGGAAAACGAACGAGCUCGCGCUUGAAUGCAAAGGAAAUUGGGGUUGACGAAGGCGCUUUCUCUUCUGGAAACUUUACACAAGAGAGAUCGACGCGGAAUGCGACAAAAAGAAACGCAACUGCAUACGACGAAGACAUUGGAGGUUUCCAAUUUUCUCGAGCUACUACCGCCGCGAAGAAACUGAAAUCAGGUUUAGAAGAACCAAUCCCAGAUGAUGUCGCAAUAGAAAAGGCCGUCCUACACUCACCACGAAGAGGUCGUCCACCGAAAAAUCAUAUAACACAACCAUCUGGAGACACGAUACCAGAAGAUAUUAGGCCUAGUACAAGAAAUGGCAAGGCCCCUAAGGGACGCCCGAAGAGGGUUUCUCUGGAACUUCAAGGCGAAGUCGGGCAAACUCGAAAACGUGGUGAAGAGCCCCCAUUUCCCACAGAAAAACCAUCGAAAAAAGGCAGGCCUGCCAAGGCGAGACCUUCUGUGGAUAUCACUUUGCGAUCACCCGAGCCUUCUCAAGGCGCAACGUCGAAGAUUGCACUGCCUUUGGCAGAUACUCCCGUUAUACGGCGAAAUAAGGAGAUGAGGGAAGGUCGCGCAGGGAAUGGGCCAAGACGGAAUAGUCUGGGAAUGAGAGGCCGGAGAGCAACAUUACCUCAUAGGGAGGUUCCAACAUCAGAGUUCUAUAAACACAUCGCAAGUGAUGGACUUUCAGAGCCUCGCCGCAUGAGACAGCUGUUAACGUGGUGUGCCACCCGUGCAAUGGACGACAAGCCAUCAGGUUCGCGUUCUGACGACGACAGUGCCCGACUAGCAGCUCGAGUUAUACAAGAGGAACUACUUCAAGAUCUUUCAAAUAAAUCCGAGUUAUCAGAUUGGUUUUCUCGGGAAGAUGCACCGGCUCCUACGGUUAUUGUCAAGAAGCCAAAUCCCAAAAACAUCCAAAAUGCGGAAAAAAUAAAAGAGUUAGAAGACCAAAUACGCAGGUUGCAAAAUGAAAGGCAUGCACUCAAUGCAUUACUACGCGUCCCUUCGAUACCCACUAUAGAAUCGCCUUCUGAGCAGGCUGUGGGAGACGAUGCUCGACCGAAAUGCCUGCCAAAUAUAGAUGAAACAAUAUUAGAUCCCUCUCAACAAUCAAUUUUGGCCACGCUCGCUCCUGGGGGUGCUCGAAAACGCUAUGAAGGGACUCAGAAUGAGCCGGAAAGAAUCAACACUACACCACCUGCCCAUCAGCCUCUACCACCUGCCACAAUAACUCGCCGCCUCUCACGCAUCACUUCAUCUCUAGCCCCGACAUUAGACGCAUUUGCUUCGGGACUCCAUGACAUCGAUAUUUAUCGUUCUGCAGCCGAUCGUCUCUCUCAUCAAAUGUUGAAGGUUUGCUCUGAACAACUUGAGGAAAGAGACAACCGGAGCUCAGAUAGCGCACCACUCCAUGAAGCCCCAGAGGAUGGCGAUACGUAUAAGGACAAAAACAAUUUCCAUCGCAAGAUUGCAUUGCGGACACGACAGCAAAGGGAAGAUCUAAGCCUAAUACUUGGGGCUCUGAGUCGUGUGGAGAGGAGGUAA